GUGAUAGAGGGCCCCAGGUAGGGAUGAUCCGGGAGAGAGGGGUCGGGGUGAAGAGGGUCCUGAAUGGGGAAGGUCCCCGGCCUCGGGCGAUGAGUCCUGGGCUCCUGCAGUUUCCUGCCUGGGCGCGGCAGUGUCCGCCCCGACCCGCAGCGCAGCGCAGAGGAGAAACGCGAUAGGAGGCAGCAGCUGGCCUCCCACCACCCUAAAAAUAAUCCACUCGCCGGGCUGCUGACCCGGGAGGAAAACUUGUCGUCCCAUGGAGUGCGUGAGCUCCUCGGCUUGCUACAGAGAGAUUCCAAACCACUUUGAGGAGUCACUGACUGAGUUCUGUGUACUAGUUUGAAAUUUCUUCAGACUGUGGGCAGGCGGUUUGUAACUCAAGUGCGCCAGCAGGGGGACUAACUCCUGGAGCCAAAGCCAAGUGUCUAAAAACAAUCUUAUCUGUGCGGAGGCACCAGCAUUGUCUUUCCUGUGUCACUGAUGUCAUAGCCCCCUGGAGAGUAAAGGCAAGGAAUCAAUCAAGUCACUCACUGGUCAUUUUUUUGCUAGGAAAUUUCCUACUUGGAUCUGUACAGAACCAGCCAGACAGCUAGCUAGGCAGCCAGAAACAUCUACUUAUUUUGUGAGGUCUCCACGGAGCAAGGCUAAUCAAAUAAGAAGAAAUGAGCCUUUCUUUUUGUGGGAACAACAUCUCCUCCUACAACAUCUAUUAUGGCGUUCUCCAAAACCCCUGCUUUGUGGACGCACUCAACCUGGUCCCUCAUGUCUUCCUGCUGUUUAUCACUUUUCCAAUAUUGUUCAUUGGAUGGGGGAGCCAAAGCUCAAAAGUGCAAAUUCAUCACAACACGUGGCUUCACUUCCCCGGACACAACCUGAGAUGGAUUCUGACGUUUGCGCUCCUGUUUGUCCACGUUUGUGAGAUAGCAGAAGGCAUUGUUUCAGACUCGCAGCGGACAUCCAGGCAUCUCCACCUUUUCAUGCCGGCUGUGAUGGGAUUUGUUGCCACGACGACAUCCAUUGUAUAUUAUCAUAACAUCGAGACAUCAAACUUCCCUAAAUUACUUCUAGCUUUAUUCCUGUACUGGGUAAUGGCCUUUAUUACAAAGACGAUAAAGUUGGUCAAGUACUGGCAGUUGGGGUGGGGAGUGUCAGAUCUGCGCUUCUGCAUCACAGGCGUGAUGGUCAUCUUGAACGGGCUGCUGAUGGCCGUGGAGAUCAACGUCAUCCGGGUCCGAAGAUAUGUUUUCUUCAUGAAUCCUCAGAAAGUGAAGCCUCCAGAAGACCUCCAGGACCUGGGUGUGAGGUUCCUCCAGCCAUUUGUGAAUUUACUGUCCAAAGCUACUUACUGGUGGAUGAACACACUUAUCAUAUCAGCUCACAGGAAACCUAUUGAUCUGAAGGCAAUUGGGAAGUUGCCGAUAGCGAUGAGGGCAGUGACAAAUUAUGUUUGCCUGAAGGAUGCCUACGAAGAGCAAAAGAAAAAGGCUGCUGAUCACCCCAAUCGGACCCCCUCCAUAUGGCUGGCCAUGUACAGAGCUUUUGGGAGACCCAUCCUUCUGAGCAGCACAUUCCGGUACUUGGCUGACUUGCUGGGGUUUGCUGGUCCACUGUGCAUAUCUGGAAUAGUCCAGCGAGUAAAUGAAACGCAGACCAACACAACAAGAGACAAGUUUUCGGAGACACUCUCAUCGAAGGAAUUUCUGGAGAAUGCCCAUGUGCUGGCUGUCCUGCUCUUCCUGGCCCUUAUCCUACAGAGGACGUUCUUGCAGGCUUCUUACUAUGUGACCAUAGAGACCGGCAUCAACCUCCGUGGGGCUCUGCUGGCCAUGAUAUACAAUAAGAUCCUUCGUCUCUCUACUUCUAACCUAUCCAUGGGUGAGAUGACCCUGGGACAGAUUAACAACUUGGUCGCCAUAGAAACCAAUCAGCUUAUGUGGUUCUUGUUCCUGUGUCCCAACCUGUGGGCCAUGCCUGUUCAGAUCAUAAUGGGGGUGAUCCUGCUCUAUAACUUGCUCGGGUCAAGUGCACUGGUCGGCGCUGCGGUCAUUGUGCUCCUCGCACCGAUUCAGUACUUCAUUGCCACGAAGCUGGCGGAAGCUCAGAAGAGCACUCUGGAUUAUUCCACUGAGAGGCUGAAGAAGACAAAUGAGAUAUUGAAAGGCAUCAAGCUCCUUAAGCUGUAUGCCUGGGAACACAUUUUCUGCAAGAGCGUGGAAGAGACUAGAAUGAAGGAACUCUCCAGCCUCAAAACCUUCGCGCUCUACACAUCACUAUCCAUCUUCAUGAAUACAGCAAUUCCCAUCGCGGCUGUUCUUGCGACGUUUGUGACACAUGCAUAUGCCAGUGGAAACAACCUGAAACCUGCAGAGGCUUUUGCCUCCCUGUCUCUCUUCCACAUCCUUGUCACACCGCUCUUCCUGCUGUCCACCGUGGUCAGAUUCGCAGUCAAAGCCAUCAUCAGCGUUCAAAAGCUGAAUGAGUUUCUCUUGAGCGAUGAGAUUGGUGAGGACAGCUGGAGGACUGGGGAGGGCACACUGCCCUUUGAGUCCUGUAAGAAGCAUACUGGAGUGCAAUCAAAACCCAUAAACAGGAAGCAGCCUGGAAGGUACCACCUGGACAGCUACGAGCAGGCACGGCGUCUUCGGCCUGCUGAGACUGAAGACAUCGCCAUAAAGGUGUCAAAUGGAUACUUUUCAUGGGGCAGUGCUUUAGCUACAUUAUCCAAUAUUGACAUUAAGAUUCCAACAGGUCAGUUAACCAUGAUUGUGGGCCAAGUGGGUUGUGGGAAAUCAUCUCUUCUCCUUGCCAUCCUUGGUGAGAUGCAGACCCUGGAAGGAAAAGUUUACUGGAACAAUGUAAAUGAAUCUGAGCCUUCUUUUGAAGCAACCCGAAGCAGAAGCAGGUAUUCUGUGGCUUAUGCUGCCCAGAAGCCUUGGCUCUUAAAUGCUACAGUCGAGGAAAAUAUCACUUUUGGAAGUCCUUUCAACAGACAAAGGUACAAGGCUGUCACCGAUGCCUGCUCUCUUCAGCCAGACAUUGAUUUGUUACCAUUUGGAGACCAAACUGAAAUCGGAGAGAGGGGCAUCAACCUGAGUGGGGGUCAGAGGCAGAGAAUCUGUGUGGCACGGGCACUCUAUCAAAACACCAACAUUGUCUUCUUGGACGACCCAUUCUCCGCCCUGGACAUCCACCUGAGUGAUCACUUGAUGCAGGAAGGAAUCCUGAAGUUUCUCCAGGACGACAAGAGGACAGUUGUUCUUGUGACUCACAAACUGCAGUACCUGACUCAUGCUGACUGGAUCAUAGCCAUGAAGGACGGGAGCGUGUUGAGGGAAGGGACUUUGAAAGACAUUCAGACCAAAGACGUGGAGCUUUAUGAACACUGGAAAACCCUCAUGAAUCGGCAAGAUCAAGAAUUAGAAAAGGACAUGGAGGCCGACCAAACGACGCUGGAAAGGAAGACUCUCCGAAGAGCCAUGUAUUCAAGGGAGGCCAAAGCACAGAUGGAGGAUGAAGAUGAAGAGGAAGAAGAGGAGGAAGAUGAGGAUGAUAACAUGUCAACUGUAAUGAGGCUGAGGACGAAGAUGCCCUGGAAGACAUGCUGGUGGUACCUCACUUCGGGAGGGUUUUUUCUGCUCUUCCUCAUGAUCUUCUCCAAGCUUUUGAAGCACUCGGUGAUUGUGGCUAUAGACUACUGGCUAGCUACGUGGACAUCUGAGUACAGUAUGAACCAUCCUGGGAAAGCUGACCAGACCUUCUAUGUGGCUGGGUUCAGCAUCCUCUGUGGAGCAGGCAUUUUCCUGUGCCUUGUCACCUCCCUCACCGUGGAAUGGAUGGGCCUCACAGCCGCCAAGAACCUCCACCACAAUCUCCUCAAUAAGAUAAUUCUUGGCCCAAUAAGGUUCUUUGACACCACACCACUGGGACUGAUCCUCAAUCGGUUUUCUGCUGAUACUAACAUCAUUGACCAGCAUAUCCCUCCGACCUUGGAGUCUCUGACCCGCUCCACCCUGCUCUGCUUGUCUGCUAUCGGGAUGAUCUCCUAUGCUACACCCGUGUUUCUUGUUGCCCUUGCGCCCCUGGGCGUCGCCUUUUAUUUCAUCCAGAAAUACUUCCGGGUUGCCUCUAAAGAUCUCCAGGAACUUGAUGACAGCACCCAACUCCCGCUGCUUUGUCACUUCUCAGAAACAGCUGAAGGGCUCACCACUAUCCGGGCCUUCAGGCACGAAACCAGAUUCAAGCAACGCAUGCUGGAGCUGACGGACACGAACAACAUUGCCUACUUAUUUCUCUCAGCAGCCAACAGAUGGCUGGAGGUCAGGACGGAUUACCUGGGAGCUUGCAUUGUUCUGACAGCCUCCAUUGCAUCCAUUAGUGGCUCUUCCAACUCUGGACUAGUGGGCUUGGGCCUCCUGUAUGCCCUCACGAUAACCAAUUACCUGAAUUGGGUUGUAAGGAACCUGGCCGACCUGGAAGUCCAGAUGGGUGCAGUGAAGAAAGUGAACAGUUUCUUGACUAUGGAGUCUGAGAACUACGAAGGCACCAUGGAUCCUUCUCAAGUCCCAGAGCACUGGCCGCAGGAAGGUGAGAUCAAGAUUCACGAUCUAUGUGUCAGAUAUGAAAAUAACCUGAAGCCCGUUCUGAAACAUGUCAAGGCUUACAUCAAACCGGGGCAGAAGGUGGGCAUCUGUGGUCGGACUGGCAGUGGGAAGUCCUCCUUAUCUCUGGCUUUCUUCAGAAUGGUCGACAUAUUUGAUGGAAAGAUAGUCAUUGAUGGGAUAGACAUUUCCAAACUUCCCUUGCACACGCUCCGCUCUAGACUGUCAAUCAUUCUCCAGGACCCCAUCCUGUUCAGUGGCUCUAUCAGAUUUAACUUGGAUCCUGAAUGCAAGUGCACGGAUGACAGGCUCUGGGAGGCUCUAGAAAUUGCCCAGCUGAAGAAUAUGGUCAAAUCUCUGCCCGGAGGCUUAGAUGCCACUGUCACUGAAGGCGGUGAGAACUUCAGUGUUGGACAGAGACAGCUGUUCUGCCUGGCCAGGGCCUUCGUGAGGAAGAGCAGUAUACUCAUCAUGGACGAGGCCACAGCCUCCAUUGAUAUGGCCACGGAAAACAUUUUGCAGAAAGUAGUCAUGACGGCCUUUGCAGACCGCACGGUCGUAACCAUAGCUCAUCGGGUUCACACCAUCCUGACCGCGGACCUGGUUAUCGUGAUGAAGAGAGGAAACAUUUUGGAAUACGACACCCCGGAAAGUCUCUUGGCCCAGGAAGAUGGAGUGUUUGCCUCGUUUGUCCGUGCGGACAUGUGACAGGAUGGCCCAGCAACAGCGCGUGUAUCUCAGUGCCUACCAACUGCCAGCCCGAGGGGUCCUCACCUUUGCCUUUGUAGGGUUGCACCGUCAACGUCGACAGAUUUGUGCAUGGAAAGUGGAGAUUUCUGUUUCCUGCUUUGGUCUGACCGUUUCUGAGAUACACUUCUUGUGGGUUCAUCGUGGGUUUUUUUUUUUUUACUAUGAUCAGGCCCCACUAGAAAAGUAAGCUAUGUUAAAACAUGCUAGCAACCUUAAGUGGCCAGUCAGUUUGAGGAAGCCUGGUUGACAUCUGUCGGGCACGGGGGCUGAAAUGAGUAAUCUGUGCUUCCACACUCUUGUUUUAGAAGACUAGCACUGCCUUCCUGCUGGUGUGCCCAUGCAGGAGGAGGGUAAAAGGAAAUUUAUUUUCUAACAAAAUACUCACAUUCACGAUUUACGGUAGGUGAAUAUUUUCUAUGCAUUUAACAUUAUUAAUAUUGGGUGUUUUUUUUUUUAACUUUUCUCCUUUUAAAUCAUUUCCUGUCACCACAAUGCUACCACAGUUUUGGUACCUCCAUAAAGCCAACCCCUCCCAAGAGAAAGAUCAUGAAAAGAGACUGAGUAUUUGAAAACAUUGUACUUGUGUCCAUUUUCCUCUGUCCAACAGAGAAAGUUCACAUUAGCUUCAGUCCUUCAGCAAUAGGCCGCCUAGGCUUUCUAGAGUUUAAUUCUGUAUCAGCCAGGCAAUGACUCUCAACACACAUUUUCACAGCCUAUCCUGGCUUUAUGCUAAUCUUGGCAUGUGCACAUUCCUCAAAGGUACCAGAUAUUUCCUACCAUACAUCUCCAUGGGAAGACAGAAGAGUUCACGCUCUGAAGUUGCAUAGGUGGCAAGUGUUUAUUUUUACUUGGGCAAAUUUCAGUGACAGACACUGAUGUCACACAUGUGGCCAUUUGUCUUGUUCUAAUUAUGAAGAGUGUACCAGAAGUCUGUAUGAUAAUAGCGUCAUGCUUCAUUCAAAUGCCAAUUAAUAAAGCCAUACUGACAUAAUAACAUACUGUGAUUCCAGCAUCCACAGUUUCCGUCACCUUUAACCAUUGGACAUGAGCAUUGCUGAAUUUCAUAUAAGGGUCUACACAGAAAACACGCGUCCCAUCUCCGUGGUUCCUGUACUCAUUUUAUUGUGUUGUUUAUUCUGUUUCAAGACUUACAGUUCUUGUGCUUCAGGAUAUAUCAAGGUGCCUUCAUGGACCUAGAAUGUAACAGAAGAAAAAUCUUCAUACAGAUGGACAGAAAUGUUCCAGAUUACUUAGCUUAAAGUUAUAUUUUCUUCCAUAUCUAAAAUUUCAUUAGAAGAAAAUAAUAGUAUUAUUUGCAGAAAGCCAGUAGAUCACAGUCAUUAUCAAUAAGUUCAACCUCAAAGUACUUCAUAAAAAUUUGACUAAUCUACUAAAAUACUGCUGGCUGACGUGAAAAGGUGCGGUUGGGGCAGAAGAUCAUGAUGUCUGUCAUCAAGUAACCCCUCCUUCUCACACAGAAACAGCGUUCACCUACAGAAGCAGGCCCUCAGUGUCGCCCACUGCACUACCCUGUGCACAAGUGACUGUUGGUUCCUUGAGCCUUUUGCUUACUUGAGUUGAGAACAUGUUUGAUAAUCUGAAAAAUGAAACCUAGCAAAAGAAGUCGGGGGCGGCAUCUCAGUUCAUUCUGGCACAACUUUGCCUAUGUCACCUCCGAUGACAGAAAUGUGCUUUUACUAUAGGUGAAACUAAGAAAAAGAAAUAAUCCCAACAGAGUUAAAUUUUAUAUUGAUCUUCCUAAAUCAACUCCACACAUAUUUAUUCUAUCCUAUCUGUAAAAAGCAAUAAAUGCAAAAAAAAAAAAAGAGUUCAUGGUAAAAUGACAGGGUUGUUGGUAUCACCGUGUAAGGAUCAUUUUCCUCAACGGUUAUCCUCCUACCCCCACUGUUUCUCACGAUUCGUCUAGAUCUAGGUGUGGUAUUGAAAGAUCUUUCUAAGUAUUUGGCAUUAUGAUCAGGACCAUAUCUUGUCCAUCUUUGUGCUCUUUGCACUAAAACAAGCGCAUAGCUCCAAAUAAAUAAAGUGAUUUCUCCAAUGACGUUUAGUUCUCUAACUGCUAGCCAUGUGGCUGUAACUAUUAUGGGUUGCUCUUUACUUCUCCUUGAUAUGUUUUUUUCUAUUUAUUCCCAGCAUAUUAAAUCUGUUUAUUAUGUACACCAUAUGUUUCCUCUCUAUAGUACAUGCGAACAUAUUGGCUUACCUUAUAUAAUAAAUUAGUCUUUUUGUUUACUCAA
Apodemus sylvaticus (European woodmouse) is the source of this 7603-nucleotide messenger RNA. It is a transcript of the gene Abcc9, whose product is annotated as ATP binding cassette subfamily C member 9. The record is from RefSeq and is a predicted model, not a curated record. Gene Ontology annotation, molecular function: ATP binding; ATP hydrolysis activity; sulfonylurea receptor activity. Lineage: Eukaryota; Metazoa; Chordata; Mammalia; Rodentia; Muridae. Gene Ontology annotation, biological process: transmembrane transport; potassium ion transport. Bases 663 to 5306 code for a protein of 1547 amino acids. The transcript is spliced from 41 exons. Gene Ontology annotation, cellular component: membrane.